CUUACCUGGUGUGUGACUAAAUAAAAAGAGGAAGGAUUGGAGUCUACAGCACAAAGCGGUGAAGAUAGGUGUGCAUCAAGGAUUUGGCUGGAUUCCUGUUAUAAUUAAGAAAGAUGAAUCGACUUGUGGUUAUAAUUUCGAUUUGCUUUGUUCCAACUGCUUACAGUAGUGAAGCCGAUUGGUGUUACAAUGAUCCUACUUGUGAUGAUACCACUUGGCCCGCAAAUUUUACACAUUUUUGCAACGGAUCUCGACAGUCUCCCAUCAACAUUGUCUCUGCAAAAGCAAUUGGAAAUGUAAACCUGACUUCCUUCAAUUUCACCAAAUACAAAGACAACUCUACGAUUAAUAGUUUAAACAACACUGGCGAAACCGUGUUAGUGCAGCUGAACAGUGGUGUCCAGAUUUCUGGUGGGGGUCUGUCUGAGAUAUACGACAGCAUGCAAUUUCACCUGCACUGGGGCAAUGGUACCUCAGUACCUGGGUCCGAGCACACAGUAGAUGGAACUCGAUACCCCAUGGAGAUGCAUAUAGUAAAUACCAAGGCUAAGUACAACCGUAACAUCACUGCGGCCUCGGCAGACAGCACAGGAAUAGCUGCUCUGGGCUUUUUCAUUGAGGCUAUGCCAGGUAAUACCACUGGGUCACCAGCAGCCUGGAAAGCUCUUACAUCCUACUUGGACAACAUCACUCUAAAAGCCAACAGUGUGAACAUUACUUCUGGUUUUUCAUUGGAUGACCUCCUGAAGGGGGUGAAUCGUACAAAAUACUAUCGUUACCUUGGCUCCUUGACCACUCCAAAUUGUAGCGAAGCUGUGGUUUGGACUGUGUUCAAGGAAACUAUCAAAGUUAGCAAGGACUUGAUCAAUCUAUUCAGCACAAGACUACACAUUGAACAUAACGCCACCUCUGCCUUGAUGACCAACGUCUACAGAAAAACCCAGGCUUCCAAUGGGCGGAUUGUGACCACCCAAGCCACAGUGUCAGGAGUGUCCAAAACAAGUUUCUCACUUGGCCUCAUGGCCUGGAUGCUGCUGAUGCUUUACUGCUGAUGAGACACCCCACUUGAUGUCCACAUAGAUUUCUCCAUUAAACUGGUGUUAUACUAUGACAUGACAAUUAGUGGUUUACCUGAAUGUGGGUCUCAUUGUACCUGAGCACCAUUGAACAUGAAGUUUUUAUUCAGCUGAGGAUACCAAUGUUUUAUCCAUGGUGCCCAUUUGACAUUUUUUAGCGUUCUUCCCUCUACUACUUUAUUUAUUACUAGUUCAUUGUAUUUGAGUGUGCCUAAUUUACUGUAUAUGUGCUUGUAGUUGACCCCCCCCAAACAGCUUUUUUAAUGUUUUGUUACAGUGAAAAUUUCUCACCAUAUAAUGCUGUGUCAUACUUGCUAUUAACUACAAUGAAAUAUGAAAUCAUGUUCAGAUCUAAAAAUCUCAAAGACAAUAAAUAAAUCAACUAAUAUUGAA
This is a messenger RNA of Esox lucius (northern pike), 1469 nucleotides long. RefSeq names its product carbonic anhydrase 4. The transcript has 10 exons. The record is from RefSeq and is a predicted model, not a curated record. Gene Ontology annotation, molecular function: carbonate dehydratase activity; zinc ion binding. NCBI's taxonomy places the organism in Eukaryota, Metazoa, Chordata, Actinopteri, Esociformes, Esocidae. Gene Ontology annotation, cellular component: plasma membrane. Bases 114 to 1052 code for a protein of 312 amino acids.